CGUCACGUGCGUGUCCCGGCCAGCCUGACCCCCCGCCCACUCAAGCCCGCCGGUUCCUGACCCAGGUGCAGACAGAGCCCUAGCGUCGCGUCCCGGCCCGGCUCCAGCGCAGCAUGUCCCACCAGACCGGCAUCCAAGCUUGCGGAGAUGUUAAAGAUACCUUUGCCAGAGCAAGAUAUGGACAAUACAGGAUUUUAAAAAUAGUUAUUGAAAAUGAACAGCUUGUAGUGGGAUCCUCUAGGCAGCCUGAUGAAUCAUGGGAAAAGGAUUAUGAUUCCUUUGUUCUUCCCCUUCUUGAAGACAAGCAACCAUGUUAUUUAUUGUACAGAUUAGAUUCUCAGAAUGCUCAAGGAUAUGAAUGGAUCUUCAUUGCAUGGUCACCAGAUCACUCUCAUGUUCGUCAAAAAAUGUUGUAUGCAGCAACACGGGCAACUCUGAAGAAAGAAUUUGGAGGUGGUCACAUUAAAGAUGAAGUAUUUGGAACAACAAAGGAUGAUGUUUCGUUGAAUGGAUACCAGAAAUACUUGAUAUCACAGUCCUCCCCUGCCCCUCUGACUGCAGCAGAAGAGGAACUUCGGCAAAUUAAGAUUAAUGAGGUACAAGUGGAAGUCGGUGUAGAUACCAAGCAUCAGACACUGCAAGGAGUAGCAUUCCCUUUGGCUAAGGAAGCUAUUCAGGCUUUGGAAAAACUGAAAAAUAAACAGCUCAACUACGUGCAACUGCAAAUUGAUAUAAAAAAUGAAACUAUUGUUUUGGCCAACACACUCCAUACUGAACUUAAGGAUUUGCCAAACAGGAUUCCAAAGGAUUCUGCACGCUAUCAUUUUUUCCUUUACAAGCAUUCCCAUGAAGGAGAUUACUUGGAAUCCAUAGUAUUUAUCUACUCUAUGCCUGGGUAUACGUGCAGUAUUCGAGAACGGAUGCUAUAUUCUAGCUGCAAGAACCCACUGUUAGAAAUUGUAGAAAGACAACUGUGGAUGCAGAUAAUUAGAAAGAUUGAAAUAGAUAAUGGUGAUGAGUUAACUCCUGACUUCCUUUACGAAGAGGUUCAUCCAAAACAUCAUGCACACAAACAAAAUUUUGCCAAGCCUAAAGGUCCUGCGGGAAAAAGGGGAAUCCGAAGACUAAUUAGGGGUCCUGCAGAUGCUGAAACGCCCACUGAUUAAAAUCUAUUACUUGCACUGGUAAUAAUAGAUUACAAUGAGAUGAAAAAUUCCAAUUUUUAGUAAUGAACUGAAAUCAUUCCACACUGAUAUAUGCUAGAAAUAAGCCUUGUUUUUCCAUAGCACUUAUCUGGCUCUGCCAUUUUAGAGUUUAUAUUGUCCAUAUAGUGUGGAAGAGUUGUUAAUCAGUUCAGAACUAGAAAAGGAUUACAAAACUAGUAGUGCUUUAUUUUUAAUUAUUUAAUAGCUAUACACUUUAUAAUGAACUCCUGAUCUCUGUACUGAAUAUUGAUUCUAUGUAAUCUGCAGUCAGUUCUUACUAUUGGGUUAACUGUCACUGUGGGGCUAGAUUUGCAAACAUUUUCUCACACGAGGAGCCCACUGAAGCUAAUGAGAGUACUCCUUUGAGUAAAGAUUUGCAGGAGUGAAUUCUGUAGCAGUGUUCCAAAUAAAGACAUACUUUUUUUCCUUGCAGCCAUCAUGAAGGAAAACAUUUUAUUGUAUGUAAUAUCUGUCUCAGAAUAGAGAAGCUGACUGAAACUAAUCUACCUGAUGCAAAUAUUCAGGAAUAGCUAGAUUAUUUUUCACACAGAGAUUUUGCUGCUUGAAAUUAACUUCUAGUUUUGUGGAACUGUCAUUUAACGAAAUCUGACACUGAAAGCACUAGAAUUAUUCAUACGUUUAUACCAUCCUUAAACUGUUAUGUACUGUAUGAUCAAGUAAAACACUACAAAUUUGCAUAAGUCAGUGCAUUCAGUCAAUUAUGGAGCUGCUCUAAAAUCACUAUACUAAAAUGUUUCUAAAUCAUUCUGUUAAACUAUAUUACCUGUACACUCUGAUGCAAAAUUGUUUAUGCUUAGUAAAAGGCUUCAUGAUACUGAAUCAGUUCUUGAGAGAAAACAAAUUGAUUACAAAUGGUUUUCCAAUGCAUUUGCCGUUUCUGCUGCAAUAUAAUAAAUACAUUAUGAAGGCAGCUUUUUUCCUUGGAUUUGUAAAUGCUGUUUAAUUUCAGAACAUUCAACUUGUUUUUAAAAAAAACUGCUGGCAGAACCUUAAUAGCUUUCACUUUAGUUCUUUUAUUGUUUUUCUAAAUCAGCUACUAAAAUAAGAAAAGGAGAGUCUCAAUUUGCUUUAAGUAGAUCUAAUCUGUUCAAUAGGAAUAGCAAAAAUACACAUUUCAGAAUAAGUAGGUAAGAAAAUCAAGUAUUAGAUAUGUCAGUUAAGUUCUGGAUGAGCUUAAAUAAUUAAAAUUUGCUUAAAUGUGACAAAUGAUCCAGUAGUCAAAGUAUAUUCCUAAUAAUGCAGUGGUUCUCAAACUUGCAUUGCUGACCCCUUUCACACAGCAUGCCUGAUUGUGACCCUCCUUAUAAAUUAAAAACACAUUUUUAUGUUUAACACUAUUAUAAAUGCUGGAGGAGAAGCAGUAUUGUGGGUGGAGGCUGACAGCUGGUGACCCCCCCCAUGUAAUAACCUCACAAUCCCCUGAGGAGUCACGACCCCCAGUUUGAGGAUCCCAGUUCUAAUGGGACUUAGGUUUUUUAAAAGAUCUAAAUAUGAAGUGUUUGCAGGUCUUCGGUCAUUUCAUAAUACAUCCUAGGUGUUGGGCAUGUACAUUAACAGAUGGCAACAUCACAAUUGUGCUUGCUUCGUGGGAGAUGUAUUUUAAUCUCAUUUUCUGGGGAGAUAAUGCAUUAGCAGUAAUACUUCCUGGUGUCAUUUACUUUAGCUCCUCCGAUUAUUUCCAUUAUUAAAAAUGUUUUGUUACCCAAUCUGUUAAGACUGCACUGAACAAUCUGAAAACAACGACAGAGACUUUUAAGUCUAUUUUAUACUGCAAUAAAAAUUUACAUUUCAGCUAUUUUUAAAAAUUGCAUAUAUUGUAUCAGUGCUGUUCAAUAUAUUUCUCUGAUCCUCAGUUAAUCUCCUUCCAUCCCCUCACUGCUCUGAUCUUCCUCCUUUGUCUCUUUUGCCCUCUUGUAGGGCAAAGAGGUUUGUUCUCCCACAGAUUUUUUCCCCCUCUCUUCCCUGCACCUAUCAGGUAUGUCUCAUGUUUUAGCUUAACAACAUAAUGUCUGUGUAGUACAUUGAACAAACCACUAUAAAAUUGCUAUGUGUUUAUUUAAAAUAACUGAAUCAGGAGCUACUUAGUGCUCUCAACUCCAUUUUAAAAAAAUGUGAAGUUAGACCCUCGUGAUUAAAAAGCACUGCUGCAGAAGAAACUUUUUAGAAACAUUCUUCAACAGUUUUUCUCACUGUUUCUCUGUCAGGAAUUUUAUCAGCCCUGUACUUGUGGCUCAGUUGACUUGUGCAAUUAAACUUUUACUUUGAAGUGGGAAUAUUAAAGGCUUUCAUAUUUUAGGUCUUAUGGUUUUUGGUUAUGAAAUGGUCAAGUCUAGUUGGAUAUUUGUAGGUAGUAUUACUACACUGCACUACUCACUGGUUGAAGGUUAGAAAUAUUGCUUGGGAUGAAAUUUAAGUUUUUGUUUUAAAUGUAACUUUAAAAGGAAAAUAAUAAAAUUAGCUCUCGUAAUCUUGGGACUCAGUCAAAUAGAACAUGUGUGAUCUGCUGAUCCAUACAACUUGCUGAAGUCUGGAGCUAUAGUGCCAUUACUGCAGCCUAUCCAGGGGAGCUGCUGCAAAAGGGCAGAAAAACCCAACUCCUCUCCAGUUUUGUCAAGGAAUUAUAGACCUGGAGGAGAACUAGCAAAAUGAAUGUUCUCUUGUGCCACAAAAUACCCUGUGUAGGCCCUUUCUGUGCCCUCUAGUCCUGAGGUGUAGGUCUGUAGAAAAUUUUGUAUAGCCCUUGUGACACAUAUUACAACUGCAUGCAAUAUCUGUGGGGACCAUUUUGUGUGAAGUGUAUGAGUGAUCAGUGUAACACUUGCUGGGCCAGGAAUUGUAUGCGACUCCAAGGGAGGAAGGUUGCCACAGUUCUGCUAGGAAUUGAAAACAGUAGGAGGUGAUUAAGUUGAAUCACUCAGGUUGUAAACACCUCCAGAGAGGUACCAUCCCUCACAAGGUUUGGUUCAAACUGGUUUGGACCCUGGUUCAAACUGGGUCUUCCCAGAAACCAACAGCCAAAGAAAGUGCUUUUGAAAUAAAAAGCCCUGGUUUAAACUGACUUGGGGACUUCUUUCUGUUCCAGCAACUAGAUAGGACCAUCUGUCCAAGGGCUCCAACCUUUGCAGGAGGGUUGAAAAGAUUUUGGCCUACUAGGGCCCGAUAAGACUGAUGGGUGACCUCUGCUAAGCUUUUAGCACCUAUAUAGGAACUUGGGUUUUCAUGUUUUACUGUAAUGCUUUUACCUUAAGAAUAAAUGUGCUUGCUUAGAAAGAUUGUGCAGUAACUGGUAAUAGUUGGCAAUAUGCUGUUCAUAGCCUUUGGAGAGAAAGUAUAGCAGAGCCGUGGGCCUUUAGGCAGACUGGCUUGCUAGGGAUACCACAGUGUAAGGCAGGCAGCUGUGCAGGCUUAACCCCCCUGGGGCAGUAGGGAGAAAAGUUGGGUGCUCUCAAGGGACCAUGGAGGGGGUGAUAUGGGUUACCGUGAAACUAUCAGCCCUAUGUCAGGAGUAGGUCUUCAGUGGUGCCUCAGAGUGUGGAGGAGAAUUGGCUUCUCCACUUACCCUACAGAGUAGGUAGGAGAGACUGUUGUCCCCAUUGCUUAAUCAUCAGACUGCUGAUGUAGGGGCUUAUGAGCUCCCUGUCACUAUCACCUAAUGGGCUGUUCUGGAACCCAUCCAAAGCCAGAACAUGUCAGACUGCAGCCUGUUAAAAAAAAAUUUCAUGUCAACUGCUGGCUAACAAGCGCUGUGUAGUCUUUGCCGAUAUACAACCAACGUGCAACGUGGAGUGUUACUGCACUUUCCCUCCACACUCCAACCCAGAAAGACAAAGCCUGUGCUUAUGGUAAAAUAGUCUCUUGGAAUAGGACGCAGCCCCAGUCACUAAUGGAGUUGAAUGGGGCCUUAUGCUAUGCAUGCUGAAGUAUUCACCCCACCACAUUAUCUAUUCUGUCAUAUAUGUUCAAGAGACAAAAGCACUAAGUAGUAUCUGCUUAAUACUUUCUUGUCAGUGAACACUUAGAAGCAGCACACAAUAAGGGCAUUAAUAAAAGCCAGGACUGUUGUUUCUUGAAAUAUUACUGGUCAUUUGAUGGUUAAAUGACUCCUUUCUAAAAUGCUUUUUGCCUUCAUAAAGCACAUGGGGAAGGAUGUAGCUGCUAGAACAAAUGAAUGUUAGUAAUGUAAUGAAUAACUCAAAUCCCCUAGUUUAUUUAGUAGAUUUGUUAAUAGAAAAAAUAUAGAUGACGAGCAGGUGAUAAAUUACUUUUGAAACAUCCAUAUGGUAAAAGGUAAAUUUGGGGGAAAUGAGAUUUUUAAAUUAAGAAGUUAAUUUGUGUUAGAGGUCUGUAUAACAAAUCAUGCUAUUAAUAUCAUUUGCUUUAUGUAGGCAUUGGAUAAAUCUAAAAGUGAUUAAAAUACUGAUUAUGGAAUCUUUCCCCCAGUACAUAUGUAUUGAAUGUAAAACACCUUCAAACAUUUCAGUUAAUUAAACCUCUUCUUACUGUCUAUUUUGUAAUUUUAGUUUAUCAAUAAAAACUGAAGUUUUGGUUCAGUGUUA
Gopherus flavomarginatus (Mexican gopher tortoise) is the source of this 5782-nucleotide messenger RNA. It is a transcript of the gene TWF1, whose product is annotated as twinfilin actin binding protein 1. Gene Ontology annotation, molecular function: actin filament binding; actin monomer binding. The transcript is spliced from 9 exons. NCBI's taxonomy places the organism in Eukaryota, Metazoa, Chordata, Testudines, Testudinidae. The record is from RefSeq and is a predicted model, not a curated record. Gene Ontology annotation, cellular component: actin filament; myofibril; cytoplasm. Bases 114 to 1166 code for a protein of 350 amino acids. Gene Ontology annotation, biological process: actin filament depolymerization; barbed-end actin filament capping; regulation of lamellipodium assembly.